Rhodotorula graminis WP1 is the source of this 1011-nucleotide messenger RNA. RefSeq lists its product as uncharacterized. The record is from RefSeq and is a predicted model, not a curated record. Gene Ontology annotation, molecular function: NADH dehydrogenase (ubiquinone) activity. Bases 39 to 911 code for a protein of 290 amino acids. The transcript is spliced from 5 exons. Lineage: Eukaryota; Fungi; Basidiomycota; Microbotryomycetes; Sporidiobolales; Sporidiobolaceae.
CGUCACCACCUACAGCUAGCCUGCACGCCGAGCUAGCCAUGAGCGCACCACGAGCAGUCGCCCGCCUCGCCCAGGCCACCCGCGCAGCUGUGCGCCCUCAGCUCGCCGUCCGCCCCGCCGCCCUCCGCGCCGUCGCCUCGCGCUCCUUCUCGACCUCGCACGCCGCGAGCCAGGCCGUCCCGACUGGCAAGGAGUCGCCCUUCACCGAGCCGGCCGGCGUCAACCCGGCCGAGGCGUCGCAGCCCUUCUCGGCCCAGCUGCAAGAGUUCGGCGCGUGGAUCAUGGCCUCGCUGCCCAAAUACGUCCAGCAGACGAGCGUCUACAAGGACGAGUUGACCAUCUACGUCGCCCCGUCGGCCAUCGAGCCCACCAUGCUCUUCCUGCGCGACCACACCAACACGCAGUACAAGCAGGUCAUGGACAUCUGCGGCGCCGACUACCCGACCCGCUCCAAGCGCUUCGAGGUCGUGUACCACCUUCUCUCGGUCCGCCACAACCACCGCCUGCGCGUCAAGACGUACGCCGACGAGACAUCGCCCGUCCCGUCCAUCUGCCACAUCUACCGCGGCGCAGACUGGUACGAGCGCGAGGCGUGGGACAUGUACGGUAUCCUGUUCUCGGGCCACCCGGACUUGCGCCGCAUCCUCACCGACUACGGCUUCGAGGGCCACCCGCUCCGCAAGGACUUCCCCUUGACGGGCUACACCGAGGUGCGCUACGACGAGGAGAAGAAGCGCGUCGUGUCGGAGCCGCUGCAGCUCUCGCAGGCGUUCCGCAACUUCGAGGGCGCGACCUCUCCGUGGGAGGGCACGGGCACGGGCAUCGACGCGCGCGCGCCCCAGUUUGUGCUGCAGCCGCCCAAGGAGGACGAGGCCGACAAGGCCAAGCAGGACCAGGCGACCAAGAAGUGAGCGCGCUCGCUCGUGUGCGUCGGCGGUGUCGUCGAGGAGGACAGUGUAGAGAGCGAGGAGAGCGGGUGCAACGGCCUUUCUGUGCUUCUGUCGCCGCGCG